Messenger RNA from Anopheles marshallii, 2670 nucleotides. RefSeq lists its product as uncharacterized. The transcript has 11 exons. Gene Ontology annotation, biological process: proteolysis. NCBI's taxonomy places the organism in Eukaryota, Metazoa, Arthropoda, Insecta, Diptera, Culicidae. Gene Ontology annotation, molecular function: serine-type endopeptidase activity. The record is from RefSeq and is a predicted model, not a curated record. The coding region runs from base 1 to 2670 and encodes 889 amino acids.
AUGAUUUCGCAAGUUACGAUUAUUAUGUUAAUUUUUUGUCUGCAAUUAGAAAUAAGAGGCCUUGUGAUACCGGCAGGUGAUAGAAAUGCCCCCGAUAUAGAGGAUAUAAUUUUGCCGAACAAGAGGGAAUCACUAACGGACUGUUUCUAUCGGUACUUUAAGUACGGUAAGAGUUCGCUCAUAAGACCCGCUUAUGGUCAACCAGCUUACUUAAGAGAGUUUGCACACAUGGCGGCGAUCGGUUGGACGCAACCGGAUGGCAGCAUUAUAUGGAACUGUGGAGGCUCUUUAAUAUGGGAAAACUACAUCCUAACGGCAGCACAUUGUGCGGAAGAUGAUCAGACCAAUAAACCGGAUGUGGCACGAUUUGGUGAUUUGGAUCUUUACAACGACACAGACGAUCAGUAUGCUCAGCAGAUAAAGAUUGUGGAGAUCAUUCGACAUCCGGAGCAUACGUUUCGGGCGCGUUACCAUGACAUUGCUCUCAUGCGUCUGCAGCAUAAGGUCAAAGUGCAUGAUACUGUCUCACCUGCCUGUCUGUGGAUUGAUGAUGAGAUCCGCUUCAAAACAUUCGAAGCCACUGGCUGGGGAUCAACUGGUUUCGGUGAAGCAAAGACACCGAUUCUGCUGAAAGUGUCACUAGCUCCGGUUGACAAUGAGCGAUGCAAUUCACAUUAUUUGAAUCUGCGCGGAUUACGGGGCGGUUUGCGUUCGAAUCAAAUAUGUGCUGGUGAUGUUCGUAUGGAUACAUGUCCGGGUGAUUCCGGAGGACCGUUGCAGGUGAAGUUGCUCCAUAACACUCGCGUUACUCCAUUCCUUGUUGGAGUAACGUCGUUUGGGUCUGCGUGUGGUCUAUCUGUGCCAGGAGUUUAUACAAGAGUUUCUUCCUAUGUGCCAUGGAUUAGAACAGUGUUAAGCGAUCGUGGAGAAAAUGCGACCGAGUGGAAGUUUCAACCGCAGGCGUGUGCUUUACGUUAUGCACAGUAUCGAGAAUACGAACCGAGAGUAUUGCUGUAUAAAGAGAAUGGCGAAGAAUCGGUGGAUCUUUCCGAAGCUCAUUUGUUUGACGAUGCUUCAAAACAGCUGGUAUCGAUUCAUUGGAAUGAAACAGGCGACCGGAAGGAGUGCUUUGGAGUAAUAAUCGACGAGAGUACAGUGGUUACACUUGCGCGAUGCGCAUCAAAGGAUGGAAAACCUCCAUCAUAUGUGAGAUAUAGGUAUAAUGAGACAAACGUUGUUACACGCUCCCAUACGCAUCCCAAUUGGACCGAAGGAUCGCUCUAUGGAGAUGUUGGACUGCUCAGACUGGAAGAACCGAUUCAGUUUUCCUCGCACUUCACACCAGCUUGCAUAUGGGAACGGGUUGACAUACCUGAUCCCGAAUUAGAAGUAUCUGGUCGCGGAUUGCUCGAGCUUAACACAAUCUACGUGGAUGAGGAUCCCUUGGAGAAUACCGCUUCUCUAAAUCGUACGGUCGAUGUGGUCGGUGUGGUGCAGUAUCACAACGGUACAAAUUGUACCGUACCUUCGGAUUUGUUAGCCGCCGAACAUCUUUGCUUCGGUGACGAGCAAUUCCUCGUUCCGGGUACUUGCCAACAAGCGCUAGGUGGUCCAAUACAGCGUGAAAUAAUGCGUUCAUCCCGCAGCUUAAUGUACGUACUCGCGUUGAACCUUUUUGGUCGCGACUGUGGUUAUGGCGAGUCGGCUGUUGGUGUGCAACUGGCUUUUCACAUGCCGUGGAUGGAAUCGAUCCUGCUGCCAAGAGCUGACGAACAGGAGGACAGUGAAGAAUCGUUAAUAUUUUUGAACGAUGAACUGAAAGAAGGAAAUUCUUGUACGAUGGACAUUGGCGCGAGAGAAGGUGUGUGUACACGUGCGGUCAAUUGCCCCAUCAUGCUGUACCGCUAUGGUCAGAAUCAACCGGUUCGCUUUUGUCAGACGGGAUCGUUGCUGUGCUGUCCGCGUGAGUACAUUCGAAACGAAACUGAUGCGGAAUGGAGAGAGAUAGAUGGUUGCGCAAACAAACCGAUUGUGGAAGAAGGUUCUUUUAAUCAACACUUGGUCACUAUUCAUUGGACGGUUGGACAAGAGACGCCAGGUUGCAUCGCGACAAUGAUCUCCAGCAGAACCUUUUUGAUCGCAGCCAGUUGUCUGGAUGAUAAAAUCACCGAAUUGUAUGUACACUUGGAGCUUCGACAUCUUCCAAUGGUGAUUUUGAUGGCUGUGGAGAAACUGAUAGUACAUCCCGAGUACGAUAGAACAACAAAGCGGCACAACAUUGCACUGGUAUCCACUGUUAAUCGAACCGAAUCUUACUUCGGAAAGGUACCUGUGUGUCUCUGGAGUAACGCAACGCAUACACCGUUUUAUCUUCAGCAAGUUGGACUGGCAGAGCAAGCAGAGCCGACCAUUUCACCUGCCUUCACCAAGUUUAACACUGACUGUGAACGAACGUUUUCGAGGAGCCUAGCAUCUCAUGAACUGUGCUUGGAUGUGGAGUAUCCCGAGGAUGUGUUUGUGGUUGACGAAGGAACACCUGCGUUUUGGCCACAGCAGGGGUCUAUCAACUACCUGGUUGGUAUCGCUAGUCACAGCGCUCCAAACGAUAGUAGUGUGUUCCUGCACACACGCAUAGCACCGUAUGUAAACUGGAUAAAAAGUGUUUUGUGA